Messenger RNA from Macrosiphum euphorbiae (potato aphid), 630 nucleotides. The record is from the annotation of a GenBank genome assembly. Lineage: Eukaryota; Metazoa; Arthropoda; Insecta; Hemiptera; Aphididae.
AUGCUUAAGAGAUUUGCAGCAACUACUCUGUAUGCGUUCCGCCUGCCGAUUAACUGGCAACCGGCGUCCAAUGUUUGUCUUUGUCGGACGUUAGAAUUCAAGAAAAAUAGAUUGGAGAUUGACAAUGAAGGUGCUCUAAAAAAGAUUAGACCCAAAACAGUACCACUGCCGAAAAUUACACUGUUGGGACUAGAAAAAGAUGUAUCUGUAGUCACUUUAGAUGUAGCUUCCAAGAUGUGUGAAAGACGAGGCCUGAAAUUGGUAAAAAUUGUUGAUAUUGAUACUAAAACACAGCGGCCUGUAUACCAAAUGAUGACAGCCAAUCAGUUCCUCAAAGAGGAUCAUAAAAGUCAUAAGGAUAAGGAUGAGAAAAAUCAUAAUCAACUCAAAGGGGAAAAAACAGCAUUGAUAAAUUGUCGUAUUGGACAAAGUGAUUUAGAAUCAAAAGUAAAUAAUAUCCGUAAAUGGCUUUCUAAAAUGCAUGAAGUAAGGGUGACAAUCACUGGGGAUACAGCUAAUGAGGUUGCUGAUGAAGUCAUCAAAAUGACUCAGGAGAGCUCAAGAGUUGUUCAAAGACGAGAAAAAGGAAAUGCUGUGAAGUUUCAGUUAUUACCUCCAAAAAAAUCUUGA